Molecule: messenger RNA, 957 nt
Organism: Adineta ricciae
Lineage: Eukaryota; Metazoa; Rotifera; Eurotatoria; Adinetida; Adinetidae
Source: the annotation of a GenBank genome assembly
AUGAACACGAGAAGUGGAUGUUCACUAAAGCUAAAACAAACCGCAUUUUUAGGACUUCUUAUUUCAACUAUGUCUAACAACACCUUCAUCACUGCAUUUACUUAUGCAACUGGCGAUGGUCCAUACUCAGUGGCAGUGGUCGAUGUCAAUAAUGACAACAAAUCCGAUAUAGUUACCGCUAACAACCGUGAAAGCACUGUCAGUGUUCUUCUUAAUACAGGCACUGGAACGUUUUCUGCUCAAACUACUUAUGCAACUGGCACUUAUCCAAAUUCAGUGGUAGUGGUUGAUGUCAAUAAUGACAACAAAUCCGAUAUAGUUACCGCUAACUACGGUGCAAACAACGUCAGUGUUCUUCUUAAUGCCGGCAAUGGGACGUUUUCUGCUCAAACUACUUAUGCAACUGGCCCUGCUCCAAAUUCAGUGGCAGUGGUCGAUGUCAAUAAUGACAACAAACCCGAUAUAGUGACCGCUAACUACGUUGCAAACAACGUCAGUGUUCUUCUUAAUGCCGGUAAUGGGACGUUUUCUGCUCAAACUACUUAUGCAACUGGUGCUGGUCUAGCCUCAGUGGCAGUGGUCGAUGUCAAUAAUGACAACAAACCCGAUAUAGUUACCGCUAACGACGGUGCAAACACUGUAAGUGUUCUUCUUAAUGCCGGUAAUGGGACGUUUUCUGCUCAAACUACUUAUGCAACUGGUACUGGUCCAGUCUCAGUGGCAGUGGUCGAUGUCAAUAAUGACAACAAACCCGAUAUAGUUACCGCAAACUACGUUGCAAACACUGUAAGUGUUCUUCUUAAUGCCGGUAAUGGGACGUUUUCUGCUCAAACUACUUAUGCAACUGGUACUAAUCCAAUAUCAGUGGCAGUGGUCGAUGUCAAUAAUGACAACAAAUUCGAUAUAGUUACCAGUAACUUCGGUGCAAAUUCUGUCGGCAUCAGCUUGCACUGCUAA